UGUCUGAACUUUCGCAUUGUCUUUCACCAAUACAAAAGCAACUCGACACAUGUCUGUGUUUUUUCAUAUUUUCAGUGUUUCAGAUCAACUGUAGCAUCGAUUAAAGGCAGUAACUGUCAAAAGGGAUCGGUUCUGCGGUUAAAGGGGUUGUUAUGUAAGACACAUAGACGACGUUAUUACAUCCUCGUCAAUCAGGUAUGUUCUGUUCGGUAAGUACCGCCGACACGCUGUAGGUGGCGCCAAUGCGACUCAUGGGUGAAAUGAAGCAGAUCAACAGAAGAAGAACGUGUCUUCGUCGAUGACGAGGUAGCGACGAGGAGACAUGGCGGAAACAAGUCUGGGUGUUUCUGGUGCAGUGAAGACUAUCCUGCAAAGUGCAGCGGCGGGUUUUGCUUUCGGAGAAGUCGCUUUGCUCGCCGCUGAGCCCUCGCUGACCACGGAUGGCGUCCUCCUGACCGCCGCGACUCUGGCGGCCGGGCGGGUCGGCUCCACGGGCGCCGGGGUGGUGGCGGCGUGCCUCGCCUUCUCCUCCGCGCUCGUUUCCCUCGGCAGCGGUUUCCUCCUUGCCGCCGCGGUCACCAAGCUGUUGACCAAAGGCGGAGUCACACGGUCAGCGGAGGCCACGGCGGGAGCCUGCGUCGCGGCGGGGGCCGUCGCCACUGGCCUAGUAGCCGGGAUCCUCCCGCCGUGGGUCUACGUCGGCGCUCAGGCCGUUCUGGUCCUUCUGGUGGUCUCCAACUCCAACAUCAACGACAUGACCACCGCUCUGGCGAUCAUCUUCGUCACUCUCUACCUCUGCGUAGCUUAUGGGCGAACGGGCGUGUUCCUCGGACUGUUCCUCGCGGGGCUGAGCGUGUCGGUGCUCUGCGCCCUCCGAAAGGCUCUGGCCGAGAGGAUGUCACGGAGGGCGAAAUCGAAAACCGAGUGCAAACUUUUAGAGCGGAUAUUCUUCUACUCCGUCGUCGUGGGGGCGCUGGGCUUCUUCGUGGGCCUGGGGGCCGGCGAAGCGGGAGAGGCGUCCGAAGCGGAGAUGGCGCUGAUGCUGCAGUCGGUCCUGUGGGUGGCGUACGUGGCCGCGGGGCUGCUGGGGGCCGGCCUGGGGACGGUGGUCACGGUGGGGCUGCGGCCGGAGGCGGCUGGGACGGUGGCCGUCGGAGCCGCCGUGGUAUCCUCGGCCUCCCUGAGGGCCGUCGUGCACUUGAGCGCCUCGUUGGGGACCCGGAGCAGCGUGGGGGCGGCGCUGGGAGCGGCCGCGGCCGCCGGGGUUUCCCUCGGAGCCGCAAGCGUGGCGGCGAAGGCGGCGUUCGGGGCCAGAAACUCCACUUUAGCAGCCAUCGGCUCGGUCGCUCUCGGCGCGGUCGCGGCCAUGCGAGGCGGCGCGCUGGCGGCGUCCGCCCCGACGACGUCCGAGCUUGUCACCGUCACCCUGGUCGCGGCGGGCUCGUUUCUGCUGGGGGCCCCCAAGAGCCCUUUCCACACCCAGGUAAACCUGCAAGUGGGCCUCGUCGCGGGGCCGGAGCUCAUUCGAGGAGUCGGCAUGGAGACGCUCACGGCGGCGUCGGCGCCUUUCGGAGCCGGGGCACUCGGGGCCGCGGCGUUGGCUACCGCGGCCCUGGGGAGGGUGGGCACCGCGGGGAUUGCGGUGGCUGUAUUGUUGGCUAUGGGAAGCGUUCUCAGUGGCAUCAUAGGAAACUCUCCGCCAACAACAAACGCACGCAGAGACUGAGUUUACAUCUCUGUCUGGACCCAAAGGCCACGCUCUAAGGAGCUACGUGUGUGUGUGUGUGUGUGUGUGUGUGUGUGUGUGUGUGUGUGUGUGUGUGUGCGUGUGUGUGUUCACCUGAUGAUCAAAUCUGUGAUGGAAAGCUUAUGGAAGCUUGAUGAAUAAAAUCAUUGUUUAUUGUAAUUAAAGCGUGUGUAUUUUGUGGAUUAUUUCAUUAUGUUUGUUACACUGGAGGAUAAGAUGACGUGUCAGUUGGAGCUGUGAUGAUCCCUUCUCUUCACACCACCUUUGCUACAUUUC
Molecule: messenger RNA, 2023 nt
Organism: Pungitius pungitius (ninespine stickleback)
Lineage: Eukaryota; Metazoa; Chordata; Actinopteri; Perciformes; Gasterosteidae
Exons: 2
Coding region: 323-1726 (467 amino acids)
Source: RefSeq, a predicted model, not a curated record